AUGGCUGCAGCCCAGCAAGCUGUCUCGUUCAACGAAAUCAUCCAAACAAGUCGCCAGAAGAAAAAGAAUGAAGAGCUCGCAAACAAAAUACUUGGCAAGAAUAGGAGGGCGAGCGCGCCUGGUUCGGGGGUUGGGAAACCACAGAAUGCUACGCCAGGAAGUCUUGCGAGCAGGGUCGGUGUGACAAAGCGCUCCUCAUCUGCCAAUCUCGGAUCCAAGAACAACAGUAGAGGCUCCUCCGCGGCCGGACCAAACACAGCACCACCACCUUCGAAACCAGCACGCCGACGUCGCCCUGACGAGGCUCGCCUCAUGUCAGCUCUUAACCCCGCAAACGGCCAGGCUACGGUGCGCAAUACAACUGGAGGAAUUAGCAUCAAGGGGACGGGGUCAGAAUCGUUCGUUGUGGUCGGAAAGAACUUCGCCCCCGGAACCACGGCAGCGGACAUUCAAUCCGCCAUUGAGCCCGUCUCGGGAAAGAUUGUCAGUUGCUGGGUUACGUCUCACCAACCUACGGUGACGGCGGAGAUCACCUUCCAAGAAAAGUCGUCAGCUGAGAAAGCUGUGGCUAAUUUUCAUAACCAGAGGGCAGACGGAAGGCUUCUUUCAAUACAGCUCAAAUCCUCGACGAACCGCGACGUUCUCGACCGCCCUUCGACCUCUUUUAACCAGCAACGAGAACAGACGGAUCGCGAGCGACGGUCGCAACGGAUAGCAGACCUGGCCGUUCAAGACGGCAGCUUUGGAUUCGACGAGCAGAGCAACCAAUCUUAUAACUCCAGAAACAGCGGUCGUGGCCGCAACCAAAGAGGCUCUCGGGGCAGAAGGAACUUUGGUGCGGGUGAUCGGAAGUCAAAUCAAGCUUCACAGGAAACAGGACUCUACAGCGACGAGAUGAUGGUGGAUGCUCCUCCAACACACCCAAGGGGCAGAGGAAAUCGGCGUCAAUAA
Messenger RNA from Aspergillus calidoustus, 951 nucleotides. The record is from the annotation of a GenBank genome assembly. Lineage: Eukaryota; Fungi; Ascomycota; Eurotiomycetes; Eurotiales; Aspergillaceae.